AUGGUUUUAUACACUGGAGUGGGCGGGAACGAAGCUUUAACAACUUUGGAAAAGGGGCGGGGUGUCGGAGGGAACGGCGUGCGCUGGGCUGUGCAGUUUGGUAGCGAUGGGGAGGAGAUAUCAGGUCCGGACGGCAAGCAUCUUGCACAACAGGGGGGAGACAGAAGGCUGGAAGAUUUCGGGAUGCAGCCUCCACCGAGAAAAGUAAAAGUCACACAAGAGGUUAAGGUGCGUUUUGGAGAGCAACUGUCUAGCCUUCAGAACAAACAGCUUCAAGAUACUGAGCUUCUGGAAGAUAUCAGGUCAUUCUGCAAACAGAGAGCUGCGAUUGAAAAAGAAUAUGGGCAGGCACUGCAGAGGCUGGCUAGUCAGUACCUUAAAAGAGACUGGCAUCGUGGGAAAAAUGAGACCAGUGAAUGCAGGAGUGUGUAUUCAGUAUGGAGGUCCAUGGUAGAAGGCACUGCUUCCAUUGGACAGACCAGAGUCGCGGCUGCUGAAAACUAUAGGAACUUGACCUCAGAAGCUGCAAAAACAGCCAGAUCAGCAAAGGAGCUUUUGCUUAAAAAGAGCAUUGAACAGCUACAGAAAGUCCAGAAUGAGCUGCUGGAGACUAUGAAAGAAGUAAACAAGACCAAGAAACAUUACGUCCAGCUGGAACGGGGUAACGAAGUUGCAAAGGAAAAGGCUAUGGACACGGAGUUUUCCACACAGUUGGUUGAGUGUUAUCAUCGGCUUUCUGAGGCGCGGAAUGAAUACCUACUGGCACUUACAGCAGCAAAUGCCCAUCUCAACCAUUACUACCAAAUGCACCUUCCUGAUAUCAUGACGUGUUUAGAUGGCGAUAUCUAUGAUAGGCUUCGUGAUUACCUGAUACUGAUCCGUAACACAGAGCUGAACACCUGCAAGUUCACACAAGAACGAUUCAGAGAUAUAUUAGUGGCUUCCCAGCAGGUAUCUCGGCAACAAAAUCUUCAGCUUUUCUUGAAAGACACCAACCUCUUCUCCCCCACUUUAAUACAAAAAUUCCAGUCUGCAGGAUCGGAUAAGGUGUCAACUCUGGAAUCCCUCACCAAAGGCCCAAAUGUGGAGAGUGUGCUGGAUAAGGAGGCACGAAGAUGGACAAGCAGAGCUGCGAGAGAUUAUAAGAUGAAAACCCACGGGGAGCAGGUCCUGCAAAGGUUGGAAGCUAAAAGGGCAACUGCCACUGAAGAAGAACUUUCCAAUAUUGAGCUAAAGACGGAGGAAGUAAAGGAAAGUGUAAGGAAAGCUGAGGUCAGUAAGGUGAAGGCCGAUGCCCGGGUGGAGCUCUUGCGUCAGGUCGGUGUAGAUGUAGAUGCGUGGCUCUCAGGUGCCAUGAUGCAAGCAAAUGAAGAACUUGAGCAGGAGAGACGUCUGAGUGAAGCCAGGAUGUCUAAUGGAGAUGUGUCACCAAAAAUGGAUGAAUUUGAUUUCACAGACUUUGAAGAAUGUGAUGACAAUGGUGAGACAUUUGAAGAAUCCAGUCUGAACUUAAGUGGCUCCCGUCUGUAUCCCUUUCCUUGCCAAGUUUUGUACAGUUACCAGUCUUCACAGUCUGAUGAGCUUUCCAUCACUCAAGGGGAACAACUGGAGGUCAUUUAACACGGCGAUGUAGAAGAAUAGGUUAAGGCUCGGAACAAGAGUGGGCAAGUUGGCUAUGUGCCAGAAAAGUACAUAACUAUCAUAAAUCAUUCUGCUGUGAACCAGAAACUGGCUAAUUGGACAGAUACAAGUCAUAAGAGUGGUGCCAAUAAAGAACUUACCGGGAUACCGGAAAUGGACUGGACUCAAACAGGAGUAUGCCUUGCAAGGGCGCUUUACCAGUAUGAAGGCCAAAGAAGAGAAGAGCUCACGUUCCCAGAAGGAGCCAUCAUUCAGAUUAUUCGGAAAGAAGAAGGAGGUGUAGACGACAGGUUUUGGAAAGGAGAAUUUAACGGAAGAGGUAGUCCAUCACUGGUAGUCAAAGAGUUAUCAGGGGAAACUUCAGAGACAAGCGAGGAACUCCCAUCCCCAGCUCUACCACCAUUCUUACCUCCCACCCUUGCACCUUUCUCCAACCAAACAAUACAGCUUCCUGGAGCAGCAGCCGGCUCAUCUACAGAUGUCAGACAAAAUGGUUCCCAGAGUCCUCAGGGAUCACCAGACUUUGCAGCAACAAGAUUAAGACCUAUGAGGGCAGCUCCUCCCCCACCAACAAAGCCUGCCGAAACCGUAGGAUUGGAAAGCUCACCUUGAACUCCUUUUGGCCAUCAUGGUGAUGCCAGAAGCAUGUGUCUGCAUGAAAUAAAAUGACACCCGUAACCCUACACGUGUGAAGUUGGGUCUAAGCGCACAGCAUUAUGGGAAUUAUGUAUGAGGUGUACGCUGUGUGAGCAUGAGAUGAUGUGCAGCCACACUAUAAGUGGGAACUACCACCGAGGCUAAAGUACUAUUCUACUCAAAAGGGAAGGAACCUUAAAGACUUAAGGGAAAUACUUUUAUUUUUUUAUUUUUUUGCACUAUUGAGAACCUACCCGUGGAUUUCUUUUUUGUUCAGCUUUAGUACAAGAUACAUUUUACAGCUUAAAAUAUAAAAAAUAUUUACCAAAGUUAGUUGGUCGGAACAAAGUGUUUUGGUUUGAUAUUUGCACCGGUUCUGUACUAAAUCUUGUUUAUUUGCAUUUUA
Molecule: messenger RNA, 2683 nt
Organism: Xenopus laevis (African clawed frog)
Lineage: Eukaryota; Metazoa; Chordata; Amphibia; Anura; Pipidae
Gene: fchsd1.L
Product: FCH and double SH3 domains 1 L homeolog
Source: RefSeq, a predicted model, not a curated record